Cydia pomonella (codling moth) is the source of this 3670-nucleotide messenger RNA. RefSeq lists its product as uncharacterized. The record is from RefSeq and is a predicted model, not a curated record. The coding region runs from base 170 to 3670 and encodes 1166 amino acids. The transcript has 2 exons. NCBI's taxonomy places the organism in Eukaryota, Metazoa, Arthropoda, Insecta, Lepidoptera, Tortricidae.
UAAGGAACGGCUUAACUCUGUAGAUUAUCUUAGCACAAGAUUAGAAACCUUAGAAUCUUUAUGGGAAAAGUUUGUGUCAACUCAUACUAAAAUCAUUCAAGAGUCUACUACACUUGAGUUCAGCGAGUAUAUUACUGAAGACAUAUAUUCUAAUGCGGAAGAGUUAUUCAUGGAUUAUAAGUCGGAUCUUAAGAUUGCCUUAAACAAACUAAAUGUUUCGAUUCCUGGAAAGAGCACUGAGUCUACCACAAUUGAGAAUAAGUCUGAUGUUAAUCAAGGCAAAUCGGUGAUGGUAAAGCUACCAAAGAUUUCAAUUCCUACGUUUUCAGGAAAUUAUUCUGAGUGGACUAGCUUCAGAGAUCUAUUCACGUCGCUCAUCCAUAAGAAUAGAGAUUUAGACGACGUCCAAAAAUUGCACUACCUGAAAGGUUAUUUAGUCGGUGAAGCUGAACAGCUUUUGCGUCACGUACAGAUCACGCAGGAUAAUUACAGCGCAUGUUGGGAGAAAUUGGAAAAGCGCUAUAAUAAUAAGAAGUAUCUUUCUAACUGCAUUCUCAAACGCUUCAUGAGUCAGAAGAAUAUUACGACGGAGUCCGCGAAUGCACUCAAAGAAUUGCUGGACACUACAAAUGAGUGUUUAAAUGGAUUGAACAACUUAGGCAUCGACACAAAUACAUGGGACAUAAUUGUGAUUCAUAUAAUUUGUCUUAAAUUAGACAACGAGUCUAGGAAACAGUGGGAACUUAAGGUUAGCGAGUCUUCUGAAGAUUUGCCCACACUCAACCAACUUCGAGAAUUUUUAGAAACCCGAUUUAGGGCACUCGAAUGUUUUGAUGGGAAAUCAUCGAAGACUAGCUUUGUUUCAAAGAAACCCAAUGCACAAUGUAGUAGCAACUUUAAAGUGCAUCAUGUCACUGAAAUUUCUUGUGGCUAUUAUUCAGAGAAUCACAAAUUGUGUAAUUGUAAAGGUUUUGCAAAAAUCGAUGUUGAUGCUCGACGUGAUUUCAUCCAGUCCGGUAAUUUUUGCUUCAAUUGCUUAGGUUCAGGUCACAACGUAUAUUCCUGUCGCCAAUCUAGUAGAUGCCGAAUUUGCAAGCGCAAACAUCAUUCUUUACUGCACCCAAAAACUAGCACUCAAGCAACCGAUUCUCAAGUCAAACCUACUCAAUCGGUUGAAGGCAGUAUUGUUGCACAUGCAACAACAGCUCCAUCAUUAUCGUGUGAUGAGCCCAAUAAUGUAACAACUUGUUUUUCGACCAGUCGUGGGCAAGUUUUCUUGCCAACGGCUUUGGUUCAAGCUCAGUCGAAAACAGGUUCAGGUAUAACCCUCAGAUGUUUAAUCGACCAAUGCUCGGAAGCCUCUUUUAUAACGGAGUCUGCAGCACAACUGCUGGGACUAAACAAGGUUUCCCACAAGAGCACAGUCACGGGUCUAGGCGGUGAAGAGAGUUCACCUGUGAACUCUAAGGCGGUGGUAAAGGUAAAAAUUUCAUCACUCCUAGAACCUGACUUUGAAGUGAACGUGCAUGCUCAUGUUUUGGGCAAGGUAACAUCGAAUCGGCCGAGAAAACGUAUUGUCAUUGAUUCGUGGUCUGAACUGUCUAAAUUAAAUUUAGCAGAUUCCACAUUCAACAUUCCCGGCAAAAUCGACUUGCUCCUAGGAGGAGAGGUGUACGGUCAAAUACUUUUAAACGAAAUGAUCAAAGCUCCACAGGGAGCACUCAUCGCUCAGCGAACGUCUUUAGGCUGGAUCGUUUCAGGGCCAACUCACUUAGGUGAGUCGGAAAUUCGUAAAAGCGUUAGCGUUAACCACAUUCAUUUAGAUGAAAAUGAGUUACUCAAAAAAAUUUGGGAGCUCGAGGCUGACCACAAUACGACAGAUCCCAAGCAACAUUACACUGAAGACGAGAAGAAAUGUGAAGAAUUUUUUACUGGUACCACUGAACGUGAUAGCACAGGUAGGUAUAUUGUGAAACUACCAUUUCGUGAUCAAGAUCCCAGUUGCAAACACGGAAACUUUGUGCCUAUUGCAACUAGGCGUCUCAACCAAUUAGAAAAGAGGUUCGCAAAAGAUUCUGAAAUGAAGAAACGCUACUCAGAUGUCAUCAAUGAAUAUCUUGAGCUAGAACACAUGGAAGAAGUUCCCCCAGGACAGGAGAACAACCCAGAUGCAGUUUACUUGCCACAUCAUGCUGUCAUCCGAGAUGACAGAUCCACGUCAAAGCUUCGGGUAGUUUAUGACGCGUCUUGUCCUGGCUCUAAUGGCGUAUCCUUAAAUCAAGACCUAUUAGUAGGUCCAACUCUGCAACCUGUUUUGCGUCAUACCAUCCUUCGUUGGCGUUGCCAUCCUAUAUGUCUGGUAGCAGACAUUGUUAAAAUGUACAGGCAGGUAAAAGUGCACGAAGACGAUGUAGAUUUUCAACGCAUCCUAUGGCGUGAAAACUCGGGGGAGAAGAUAAAGCACUUGAGACUGCUCCGAGUCACUUUUGGUACGGCAUCAGCACCCCAUCUCGCAGUGCGUGCUCUUCAGCAAGUAGCCCACGAUGAAGGAUCACAGUAUCCAAAUGCUGCUGAUAGGGUCCUCAAGCAUUUUUAUGUAGAUGAUUUGUUAACAGGCUGUGAAUCUGUAGAAGAGGGUAAAGUAGUGUACCAAGAGAUGAAUGAACUUUUGAAAAAAGGUGGAUUCCAAUUACAGAAAUGGAGCAGUAAUAAUGAAGAAUUAAUGCGUUACAUGAAAGAAACUGAUGUCAAAGAGGAAGGAAGUCUCCAGUUGAAGAUAGACGUUGUCAUGAAAAUUCUGGGACUGGUCUGGAAUCGCAGAAAUGACGAAUUUGAAUAUUCGGUACAGCUUCCUCCACUCAAAGUUCCUGUAACAAAAAGAAGUGUCAUAUCUGACAUAUCAAGGCUGUUUGAUCCACUUGGUUGGUUAGCUCCAGUGAUCAUAGUGGCUAAAAUUUUCAUCCAGAAAUUGUGGCUUUCGGGAAUCGAAUGGGAUGAUGAAGUUCCACCACAAUUACUGAAGAAUUGGCUAAACUACAGAGAAAGUCUAAACCAACUUACCGAAUUCAAGCUGCCUAGGUGGAACAACGCUAGAUCCAAUGUAACUGCGGAACUUCAGGGAUUCUGCGACGCUUCUAAUGAAGCGUUUGCUGCUGUUGUGUACUUGAGGACUGUAGAUGAAGAAGGAAAGGUGCACGUGUCACUGAUCACGUCCAAAACUAAAGUGGCUCCUAUCAAACAAAUUUCUAUUCCACGUCUGGAAUUGUGUGGGGCUGUGUUACUCACCAAAUUGCUGGUUGAAGUAGCUGACGUUAUGAGUAUCAGCAAGGCAAACAUUCAUGCAUGGACUGACUCCACAGUGGUCAUUUCUUGGCUAAAUAGUCGUCCAAAUCGAUGGAAAACUUUUGUCGCCAACCGUGUAUCUGAAAUAAUAACAUCAGUUGAGCCACACCAAUGGUCCCAUGUCUCUUCUAAAGAUAAUCCUGCAGACUGCGCGUCUAGAGGUACACAGCACCUGAGUAAAGAAGAACUCUGGAUAGAAGGUCCGUCGUGGCUGAAAAAUAAAGAAAUUAGCUACAAAAAACCAAACAUAAAGGACACGAAGUUAGAAGAAAAAAGCACUAAAGCAUGCUUCGUGAAUACUUGUGGAGGAGAAUGGAAACUAGCGUAA